AAAGGGUGCUCACUGGUACCCGGACAACCAUUUCACAGACUGGUGUGCCCUAUAGGCAUCCCAGUGAUACACCAUCAGCCAGAGAGCUUGUGAACUCCUCCGAGCAGAAGGGCUCUCCCUGCCCCCUCUCCCAGCGCAGCUCGCUUUGCCCUCCGCCUCCUCUUCUCCGCCCACUCUCGCCGCGGUCUCCUGGCGGCGGAGGCUUUGUCUCGUGGGCUGGUCCCCAGCGGCUCCCUCCCCAAACAGCUGCUGCUCGAGGGAGGAAGCGGCGCGGGUGCUGUCCAGCAUCCCGGUGCUGAAAAUCGGAGGGCUCGUCAUCCACCACUACCAUGUAAGGGCCAUGAGAAGGGCUCGUCCUGGCGCAGCACGGACAUGGAGGAGGACUUAUUCCAGCUAAGGCAGCUGCCGGUUGUGAAAUUCCGUCGCACAGGCGAGAGUGCAAGGUCAGAGGACGACACGGCUUCAGGAGAGCAUGAAGUCCAGAUUGAAGGGGUCCGCGUGGGCCUAGAGGCUGUGGAGCUGGAUGAUGGGGCAGCUGUGCCCAAGGAGUUUGCCAAUCCCACCGAUGAUACUUUCAUGGUGGAAGAUGCGGUGGAAGCCAUUGGCUUUGGAAAAUUUCAGUGGAAGCUCUCUGUUCUCACCGGCUUGGCUUGGAUGGCUGAUGCCAUGGAGAUGAUGAUCCUCAGCAUCCUGGCGCCACAGCUGCAUUGCGAGUGGAGGCUCCCAAGCUGGCAGGUGGCAUUGCUGACCUCGGUGGUCUUUGUAGGCAUGAUGUCCAGCUCCACGCUCUGGGGAAAUAUCUCAGACCAGUACGGCAGGAAAACAGGGCUGAAGAUCAGCGUGCUGUGGACUCUGUACUAUGGCAUCCUUAGUGCUUUUGCGCCUGUGUAUAGCUGGAUCCUGGUGCUCCGGGGCCUGGUGGGCUUCGGGAUCGGAGGAGUUCCCCAAUCGGUGACGCUGUAUGCCGAAUUCCUUCCCAUGAAAGCCAGAGCUAAAUGUAUUUUGCUGAUUGAGGUAUUCUGGGCCAUCGGGACAGUGUUCGAGGUCGUCCUGGCUGUGUUCGUGAUGCCCAGCCUGGGCUGGCGUUGGCUGCUCAUCCUCUCGGCUGUCCCGCUCCUCCUCUUUGCCGUGCUGUGUUUCUGGCUGCCUGAAAGUGCAAGGUAUGAUGUGCUGUCAGGGAACCAGGAGAAGGCAAUCGCCACCUUAAAGAGGAUAGCGACGGAAAACGGAGCUCCCAUGCCGCUGGGGAAACUCAUCAUCUCCAGACAGGAAGACCGAGGCAAAAUGAGGGACCUUUUCACACCCCAUUUUAGAUGGACAACUUUGUUGCUGUGGUUUAUAUGGUUUUCCAAUGCAUUCUCUUACUACGGGUUAGUUCUACUCACCACAGAACUCUUCCAGGCAGGAGAUGUCUGCGGCAUCUCCAGUCGGAAGAAGGCCGUAGAGGCAAAAUGCAGCCUGGCUUGCGAGUACCUGAGUGAGGAGGAUUACAUGGACUUGCUGUGGACCACCCUCUCUGAGUUUCCAGGUGUCCUUGUGACUCUGUGGAUUAUUGACCGCCUGGGGCGCAAGAAGACCAUGGCCCUGUGCUUUGUCAUCUUCUCCUUCUGCAGCCUCCUGCUGUUUAUCUGUGUUGGAAGAAAUGUGCUCACUCUGUUACUCUUCAUUGCAAGAGCGUUUAUUUCUGGAGGCUUUCAAGCGGCAUAUGUUUACACACCUGAGGUCUACCCCACGGCAACACGGGCACUCGGCUUGGGCACCUGCAGCGGCAUGGCAAGAGUGGGUGCUCUCAUCACUCCAUUCAUCGCCCAGGUGAUGCUGGAAUCCUCUGUGUACCUGACUCUGGCAGUUUACAGUGGCUGCUGCCUCCUGGCUGCCCUGGCCUCCUGCUUUUUGCCCAUUGAGACCAAAGGCCGAGGACUGCAGGAGUCCAGCCACCGGGAGUGGGGCCAGGAGAUGGUCGGCCGAGGAAUGCACGGUGCAGGUGUUACCAGGUCGAACUCUGGCUCUCAGGAAUAGUGACCGAUGGGGGACUGAGCUGGUCUUUGAGGCUGCAGAGCUCGGGGGGCUGGCGGGCCCCAACUGGGGCACUGAUUGUCACUGCCGACAUCAAGAACUCACCCAAGAGUAUGACCUGGACCAACAGGGUUUUGUGUCUUGACUCAGUUUGCUCAUCUUCAUUGAGGCCACCCAGGGAUGGGGAGGUAUUUGCUCUAGGGGGUUCUCUGGAUAUGUGGUGAAAGCUUUGUUCAUAACCUGUGGAUCUACAUGGGAAAACUCCCCAUAUUAGGAGGGUCUGGUAAUGCCAGCAACCAAUCAGACACCACCCAGAGUCACCCGGCCAAACCCUCAGUGAACAACCAAAAUAUCUCUCUGUAGAUACCGUCCAGGCUCAGGCCCAUGUGACACCUGCUGUCCAUCCAUCAGACCUGUUCAGUAGGUUUCUCCCACACCCACAGCCCCAGGCUUUCUUCUUUGAAAUUGCAGGUGAUCUAGGUGUGGUCCGAGCAGCUAUUUCCUGGCAGGGGCCCCCCUGGUUUGCCUCCCUAGAGCCUGACCAGUGGAUUCUCUGGCAGAUGGACAUGGUGCAUUCAAACUGGAGCCACGUGCCCCCACCCAGCCCCCUCUAGAGUUGCCGUUGUUGGCACCAAGAGAUCCAGAUGUGUCCCUGGGGACAGCUAGACUUGCACCGGGUGACAACCUCAGAACGCUGUUACCCCCUGGGAACUGAGGACUGAGGCCAAAGUGAAUGAAGCUCAAGCUAGAGCACGGGCCUCCCCUUCUGAAGCAGUGAAGGCCACAGUUCCAGCUUCUUUCCUGGCCCCCUCCUUGGUCAGGCUGAAUGGUGAUUUUUUUUUUUUUUUGAGACGGAUUCUUGCUCUGUCGCCCAGGCUGGAGUGCAGUGGCGUGAUCUCGGCUCACUGCAACUCUGCCUCCCGGGUUCAAGCAAUUCUCCUGUCUCAGCCUCCUGAGUAGCUGGGAUUACAGGUGCCCACCUGUACUUUUUAGUAGAGACAGGGUUUCACCAUGUUGGCCAGGCUGGUCUCGAACUCCUGACCUCAAGUGAUCCACCUGCCUCGGCCUCCCACAGUGCUGGGAUUACAGGUGUGAGCCCCUGCACCUGGCCUGAAUGAUGACUCUUGAGGGGAAAAAGUUUACUCAGGUUGCAGGUACAAAAUCCAAAAUCCAGGGCUUUGGGUUUUGUGCAUGGGUAGACAGCUGAAUGGGCAGAGAAACCAAAAGGAUGCUACACCCACCAUCUUGUCCCAUGGAGAUCAGGGGACCAGGAUUCCCUGAUGUGAAGCUGCUCCUCUGUCCAGGGACGUCUUGGUCAUUACACAAAGGCAGCCCCUGGGGUUCCAUUCAUGGAGGCUGCCGUGGAGUGGAGAGGGGUGGGAGGACUCAGGUGUGUGAAAUGUAUAUGUUUUCAAAGGAAGAGGAGGGAGGCCAGUUGGUUGUGAGUUGGUCUCCGCAGGCGACAUCACUCCUGGGAUUUGGUUUACUGGAGCCUUUUUUCCCCAUAGUGAAGGCAGGGGACAUAGACAAGGAGGGAGGAAGCUGGCAGAUCCCAUCAAAGGCCAGAGCAGACAGAUCUACUGCUUGAAGUAAACAUUGCAAGGAAGCCAAUUUGUGCGUUCAUCUCUUAUUAAAACAUGUCAGUGAUGGACAUUG
Molecule: messenger RNA, 3672 nt
Organism: Nomascus leucogenys (northern white-cheeked gibbon)
Lineage: Eukaryota; Metazoa; Chordata; Mammalia; Primates; Hylobatidae
Gene: SVOP
Product: SV2 related protein
Biological process (GO): transmembrane transport
Cellular component (GO): membrane
Molecular function (GO): transmembrane transporter activity
Source: RefSeq, a predicted model, not a curated record